Molecule: messenger RNA, 552 nt
Organism: Mixia osmundae IAM 14324
Lineage: Eukaryota; Fungi; Basidiomycota; Mixiomycetes; Mixiales; Mixiaceae
Exons: 4
Coding region: 1-552 (183 amino acids)
Biological process (GO): AMP salvage; adenine salvage
Cellular component (GO): cytoplasm
Molecular function (GO): adenine phosphoribosyltransferase activity; AMP binding; adenine binding
Source: RefSeq, a predicted model, not a curated record
AUGGCUGACGUAGCGCAUCUCAAAAGCCUUCUGGGCGAGCAUCCCGAUUUCCCCAAGAAGGGAAUCGUCUUUCUCGACAUGUUCCCUAUCUUGCGUGAUCCAGUCGCUUUCGAGUCCCUGAUCACGCACUUUCUACAACACAUCUUCACCGUCACGCUGCCAAGGACGCAGUCCAAACGAAUAGACGUCGUCGUCGGUCUCGACGCCAGAGGGUUUUUGCUCGGACCCAUCAUCGCCCUCAGACUGGGGGCGGCGUUCGUACCCGUGAGAAAGGCAGGCAAGCUGCCAGGAGAGUGCGUCAGAGCAGAAUACGUCAAGGAAUAUGGCACAGACUCGUUUGAGAUGCAAAAGGGAGCCAUACAGCCCGAUCAGAACGUCAUCGUCAUCGACGAUCUCAUCGCGACGGGCGGCUCUGCUUUCGCCGCGGGAGAUCUCGUCCAGCAAGUCGGCGCAAAGACGCUCGAGUACCUCUUCGUCAUCGAGCUCACCUUCCUCAAAGGUACCGCAAAGCUGAACGCGCCGGCUUAUUCGAUCGUCCAGGAUGACGGAUAG